AUGUUGGGAGGUAUUAUACUUGGCAGUUCCGCAAUGGGCUACAUCCCAGGAUUCACGGAGGCCAUAUUUCCAAAAGACAGUCUCACGGUGCUGACGACGGUUGCGAACGUCGGCCUGCUUUACUUCCUCUUCACCGUCGGCCUCGAGCUCGACAUGCGCUCCGUUGCCAAGACGGGCCGCACCGCCAUGAUAAUCGCGGUGGUGGGCAUCUGCGUUCCGUUCGCGCUGGGUAUCGGCACGUCCUUCGCGCUGCGGCAGGUGCUUCAAGUGGACUCGGCGUUCGGGCCGUUCGUCGUGUUCAUGGGCGUCGCCAUGUCCAUCACCGCCUUCCCCGUGCUCGCGCGAAUCCUCGCGGAGCGCAAGAUGCUCACCACGGACGUCGGCCAGAUGGCCAUGUCCGCCGCUGCGGUCGACGAUAUCACCGCGUGGGUGCUCCUCGCUCUCGCCGUCGCGCUCUCCACUCCUGACGCGAGCCCGAUUGUCGCGCUGUGGAUUCUGCUGUGCGGAGUGGCGUUUGUGGUGGUGAUGUUUGUGGCGGUGCGGCCCUUGAUGGCGUGGAUAGCUCGCCGUGUGACCCCUGGCGAGCCAGUCCCGGAGUGGAUAGUGGGAGUGGUGCUGGUGGGCGUGCUGCUGUGCGGGUUCGUGACGGACACCAUCGGCAUCCACGGCAUCUUCGGCGCUUUCAUCUUCGGCCUCGUGCUGCCCAAGGACGGCCCGCUGCCAUCGCUGGUGAUCGAGAAGAUUGAGGACUUCACGUCCAUCAUCCUCCUCCCGCUUUACUUCGCCUCCAGUGGCCUCGCCGUCAAAUUCCAGUCCAUCUCCGGUGCUGGAGCUGUCGGCAUGAUCUUCCUUGUCAUUGGCACGGCAUGCGUGGGCAAGAUCGGCGGCAUUAUGUCGUCUGCAAUGAUUGCGGGACUCCCAAUGCGCAAGUCACUGGUGCUUGGUGUGCUGAUGAACACCAAGGGGCUGGUGGAGCUCAUUGUGCUCAACAUCGGGCUCUCCAAGAAGGUAAUUACUCAGGAGAUCUACACGAUCAUGGUGAUAAUGGCGCUGGUGACGACGUUCAUGACGACGCCGCUGGUGAUGAUGCUGUACAAGCCGGCGCGCAGGAAGCUGCGGCACACAACCAAGGUGGAGGAGCUGGCGAUGGUGAACGGGGAGCUGCGCCUGCUCGUGUGCGUGCACGGCAUGAAGAACCUGCCCGCCAUGCUCAACCUCACCGAGGUGUCGCGUGGCACGCGCAAGCGGCCGCUGCGCGUGUUCCUGAUGCACCUGAUGGAGCUGUCGGAGCGGUCGUCCGCCAUCAUGAUGGUCACGCGCGUGCGGCGCGACGGGCGGCCGUACUGGUCCAAGGAGAGCGAGCAGGCGGGCAGGGACCAGGUGGUGGUGGCCUUCCAGGCGUACUCACAGCUGAGCCGCGUGAAUGUGCAGCCGCUCACAGCCAUCUCCAAGUUUGACAACAUGCACGAGGACAUCUGCAUCACCGCAGCCGACAGACGCUCCAACCUCAUCGUCGUGCCCUACCAUAAAUUCAUGACGCCAGACGGGUCAAUGGAGGCGGUGCAUCUGGGCUUCCAGAUGGUGACGCGCCGUGUGCUGCGAGCCGCGCCCUGCUCCGUGGCCAUCCUGGUGGACCGCGGAUUUGGCGGCUUCUCACACCUCUCCCCCACCGCCGUGUCGUACCGCAUUGCCGUGCUCUUCUUCGGCGGGCCGGACGACCGCGAGGCGCUCACAGUGGCGCGGCGCAUGGAGGAGCACCCGGGAGUGUCCUUCUCUAUCGUGCGCUUCGUGGCCACGGAGGAGGUGGAACUGGGCUUUGUGGUGGCGCAGCAGGAGCAGCACUCGCUCGUGCAUGCCAGUGGGUCUGCGUCUGGGCACGGGCACGCGCACAAGGGAGGAGACAAGAUGGUGUCGUUCCUGGUGCCCGUGGAUAAGGUCGAGGUGGACCGCGAGAGGGAGCUGGACGAUGCGGCUCUGGCGCCCAUCAUUGACAAGGGCCGCCAGGAGGAAGCACUUGCAGCCAAGGAGGCAGCAGCGGAGGCAAGUGUGGAUGGAGAGGGGGAGGCGAGUGGGAGUGUGCGGAAGCGGAAGAUGGUGUACGAGGAGCGGCAGGUGGAGGAUCCAGUGGCAGCGCUGACUGCAGCGAGUCUGGACGACUACGACUUGGUGAUUGUUGGCCGCGGCCGGCGCUCCACGGCCUUGGUGGCACAGAUUGCAGCGCAGCGCACGCCCUUCCGCUCCUACUUCCACGGCCCAGCAGCCAUGAACCUGGGCAGGUUCGGACACAGUGGAGGCAGCACGCACGAGGGAGGCUCGGAGCUAGGCCCGGUGGGAGACAUGCUGGUGGAUAUGGAAGGGAACGCAUCGAUCCUUGUGGUGCAGCAGCACGACCCACACCUGAUGAGGGCCUCACACCAGGUGGCUGACAUCAGCAUGCUCAUGACUAUCUCAGGGGAUGCUCAGGACUCACCUGCUGCUGAUGGUGCUGAUGGUGGAAGUGAGCAGCCGGCUGAAGCUAGGAGUGGGAUUGAGGAGGUAUGA
Molecule: messenger RNA, 2541 nt
Organism: Closterium sp. Naga37s-1
Lineage: Eukaryota; Viridiplantae; Streptophyta; Zygnematophyceae; Desmidiales; Closteriaceae
Source: the annotation of a GenBank genome assembly